AAAAAAAAACAUAUUUAAGUUAAUAAAAAAUUAUUUAAUAUUAUGUCAUCACAAGUUUUUUUAAAUAAAACACUAUCCGGAUCGUUCUCAAAUGCAUGGAAUAUUGUUGGGGAGAAUUAUUCCCAUUUUUCUUUACUAGAACGCUUAUGGACAACAUGGUAUACAUAUAUGCAAAAUAAUACCCUUGCUACAGGUAUUAUGUCUUUUGCAAUUCAUGAAAUUGUAUAUUUUGGACGUUGUCUCCCAUGGAUCAUUAUUGAUUUUAUUCCUUAUUUCCGGAGAUGGAAACUACAAGAUCAGAAAAUACCGACAAUUAAAGAACAGUGGAGCUGUACACGAUUAGUUCUUCUUUCUCACUUCACGGUUGAACUUCCACAAAUUUGGCUUUUUCAUCCACUUACUCAAUAUUUCGGCAUGUCUAUUUCUGCACCAUUUCCUAAUUUUUCGAAGAUAUUUUUUCAUGUCCUUCUUUUUUUUAUCAUGGAAGAUACUUUUCAUUAUUGGGCUCAUAGAGCAUUACAUUGGGGCCCCUUAUAUAAACAUAUACAUAAACUCCAUCACAAAUAUUCAGCACCGUUUGGUCUCGCUGCUGAAUAUGCUCAUCCUGCAGAGGUAUUGAUUCUUGGACUUGGAACUAUUGGAAGUCCUAUUCUUUGGUGUUUUCUUACAGGAGACCUUCAUCUUUUUACGGUAUAUGUUUGGAUUACAUUACGACUCUUCCAAGCCAUAGAUGCACAUUCAGGCUACGACUUUCCAUGGAGUUUAAAUAAAUUCAUUCCAUUUUGGAGUGGCGCAGAACAUCAUGAUGCGCAUCAUGAGAUCUUUGUGAACUGCUAUUCUACAAGUUUUCGGUGGUGGGAUCAUUUUAUGGGGACAGAUAAACGUUAUAAAGCACUUCGAAAACGUCAAGCAUUGAAAAAGAAAAAUUUGUGA
This is a messenger RNA of Pneumocystis murina B123, 933 nucleotides long. RefSeq lists its product as hypothetical. Bases 43 to 933 code for a protein of 296 amino acids. The transcript has 5 exons. NCBI's taxonomy places the organism in Eukaryota, Fungi, Ascomycota, Pneumocystomycetes, Pneumocystales, Pneumocystaceae. Gene Ontology annotation, biological process: ergosterol biosynthetic process. The record is from RefSeq and is a predicted model, not a curated record. Gene Ontology annotation, molecular function: C-4 methylsterol oxidase activity; iron ion binding.